CUACAGGCUGCAGCUUGACGCUCGUCAGGUCGACGGACGCUGCCUUGGAAACGACAUAAAUCCUGUCCACGCAGCUGGGUGGCCAACAGGGACCCAUAUUUACUCACUUCACAGGCUCCUCUGCCUCCUCCUCCUCUUCCAUCGAGCUGCAGACAUGGGCGAACCGAAAUGAGAUGCAGAGAAGGAGAGAAGCAUCGGAUUGAACCAUUUAAAUAGACAAGAAGAAGAAGAAGAAGAGACUUCAGCCAGACGUAGACCAGCAUGCCGUUGGUGAAGAGGAACAUCGAGCCCCGGCACCUCUGCCGCGGGGCGUUGCCUGACGGGGUGACCAGUGAGCUGGAGUGUGUGACCAACAGCACUCUGGCAGCCAUCAUCAAACAGCUGGGCAGCCUCAGUCGCCAUGCAGAAGACAUUUUCGGAGAGCUGUUCAACGAGGCCAACAGCUUCUACCUGAGGAUGAGCAGCCUGCAGGAGAGGGUGGACCAGCUGGCCGUGAAGGUGACGCAGCUCGACUCCACCGUGGAGGAGGUCUCCCUGCAGGACAUCAACAUGAGGAAGGCCUUUAAGAGCAGCACCAUCCAGGACCAGCAGGUGGUCUCCAGGUCCUCCGUCUCCAACCCCGUGGUGGAGAUGUACCAUCGCUGCGACAAACCCCCCCCACUCAACAUCCUCAGCUCCUACAGGGACGACAAGAAGGACGCCUUGAAGUUCUACACCGACCCCUCGUACUUCUUCAUCCUGUGGAAGGAGAAGAUGCUGCAGGCCACCGAGGACAAGCGCAAGGAGAAGAGGCGACAGAAGGGCUGUCCGGCCCACCCUGACAGGCCCCAUUCCAGACAGGCCCCACCCAGGAGCCCCCUGUCCAUCUCUGAGCAGCAGAAGCAGGUGGAGGACCCCAGCAGAGAGGUGAAGAAGGUGCGUAAGGCUCGUAACCGCCGUCAGGAGUGGAACGUCCUGGCCUACGACAAAGAGUUCAGACCAGACGCCCGCCUCACCCCCUCCCCCUACCACGGCAUGUCCUCAGAGGGGUCCCUGUCCCCUGAUAGCAGGUCGAUGACCUCUGACUCCUUCCCAGCGUCCCCCUCCCACCCCUCGAGCCAGGUCCCGAGCACCGUGCACCCCCCCGACCACGGCCGGGAGCACCUCAGUGCCGCGGCCCAGACUCAGUCUCUGGACCGGAUCCUGCGGCCCCCCAGCGGGCCCCCCGGGGCCGGAGGAGCGGCCGCACCGGGGCGCCACGCCGCCUCUCUGGGCCGAACGCCUUCAGGAGCUCAGCCCGGAGGAGAACCGGCUGUUAACGGGCCGAGGCAGCCGUCCGUUAAAGAGUACCGGGCCGGGCACGGUGGUCAGCCCUCCACCAUCCCAGAGUACUACAUCCCCCCGGCCCCUCCCCCUCCCCCCCUCACCAUCCCCUCGGCUCAGACGGCCUUCGACUCUGCGGCGGCUGUUCCUCCCUCUGCCGUCCCCCCCUCCUCCUCCACCCUGUCCCGCCCUUACUCCCCCUCCCCUCCUCCUCCCCCGGCCAACUACGUGCCCUCCCCCUCCCACCCCCCCUCGGGCGCCCCCCCGGCCGCCCCCCCUCCCCCCCCACCAGGGGUCCCGACCGGGUACCACGCUCACCCGUCAUCGGGGGACGCGGCCAGGAAGGCCACCGCCUUGCUGGGGAUGAUCCCGAUGAGCGACGCCCGCUCAGACCUGCUGGCUGCCAUCCGUAGAGGCAUCCAGCUGAGGAAGGUGCAGGAGCAGCGAGAGCAGGAGGCCAAGAGGGAGCCGGUCGGAAACGACGUGGCGACCAUCUUGUCGCGCCGCAUCGCCGUGGAGUACAGCGAGUCCGACGACGACUCCGAGCUCGACGAGAACGAGUGGUCUGACUAAUAAAGUUUUGAAUAAAGGGAGACGGAGGGGGGGGGGAUCACUGGGAGUAAAAAUGGGGGUGAAACAUUGAGACACUGAGGUGGUAAUGACGGGGGUUUGGUGAUUGUUCAUCAUCAACAUUCAAUCAUACAUUCUUACAGCAACAGGUUGAAGACGUAUAUUCUGCCUCCCCCCCCACCCCACUCAUUUCUAACCACUAACACUCAGCCGUGACAAACAAUCCUCUCCCUCGCUACGUAUUCGAGUGGUAAUUAUUAAAAGUAUUCCAGGUUGUGAGCCUGUAUUAUGUGAAGGAGGGCCCCCCAGUGAGGAGGGGGGGGGCGCUGUGUUUACAAAGCACAUGGUAUAGCACAAGCAAAACGAAUUAUAGUGCAAUCUUAACUUAUCUGCCAAAUGCUGAGAAGAAGGAAUUUGUGGCGGGAAAAUCAGGGAAAGAAUAGAAGGGUACGAAACAUACGCACUCUUUAAGAGGAAACAAUGACGUUUGGCUUUUUGAUCGUUUUAACCAACUUGAGAUGAUGAAUCGGCGCCUAAAUCUUCUUUUUGUAAUAAACGCUGCUAUGUGGGUUGAGCGUGUAGCUUUAACUAUCUCCAUCAUGACAUGUUUUUAUUAUUUAUUGUUAAAAUACAGGUUAGCCAUCAGCCAAACACUGUUGGCUCUUGAUUUGACUCUAAAUUGUUCAUAAUAUGUUCAUAUAAAUGAAUUUACAGUAAGAAAGACAAGGAAUACAAUUAAUAUAAAGAGAGAAAAAUAAACAUUCAGAAUCAGGUUUAUUACCGGGUACGUUUACACACUCUCGUUAAUCGCUCAAAGGUCCAAUCUGUAUGUUUUAUUCACAGGUUAACUUCAAUGAAAUGUAAUCACAUUUGGAGUUCCUUAUACAUUUAAAACACAGACUUGUUUAUUUACACAAACCUCAAACUGCAUCAGAAAACAUUAAUAAUUUAGGUGCAAUCUCCAGACCUUGCGUAUUCAAUUUUGGUAGCUGGGCAACAAGUCUGUUUACAAUAUUGUGAAGCUGACCGUUGAGCGGCCCGACCAAGCAAGGAGGCAGAGGCAGAACGUCCAAAAUACAACCCGGUGUGGGCAUUUAUUAAGUCAGGAACAUGACACAGCCUCAAUCUCGCUGUUCACGUGAGCACAGUCACAAGGAUCUCACACCCCAAACAAACAGGGAACACAGAGCCUAAGUACCCACACUAAUGAACCCAACAAGACACAGGUGAGGGGGGAGGACACAACACAGGGCACCAGGUGCACACAAUCAACAGCAACAGACAUGGGGAAAGGGAACACUUUUCAAAAUAAAACACAUGUGCAAUAUACAAAGCCCGAAGCCGUCAGUCCACAGUGACGAAGCCAUCUUCGUCACAAAUAUUGUUUGUGGUUUUUUUAUGGCUUGUUUAUUGUGUGUUUACGUCCUAAUGUAUACAUUUUAAACAGGCAGUCCACAAGGACCAAGAUGUCUUUUUCAAGACUGGUGCACAGGAAAUCAAAUAAUAUAUAAUAUUAGGGAAAAAGUCGAAUUUAAAAUCUUGAGAAAAUGUACCUUUUUGUAACUCAUUCCCAUCGUGAUUAGCGUUAUAUUUAAAACUCAAUGAUCUGAAUUUAUAAUAACAUGACAUGCACAAUAUAGAAAUAUGGGAUAAUGUUUAUCUUGUUUUAUUUCUGGUAAAGCGAUUAAAAAGCCAAUCUCUCAUAAAGUCAGUGUGAUCCCUAAAACCUUAAUCAUUGUGACAUACAGUACAGUAGUUCCCUUAUUGUGUAAUAGCUGAAAAGUUCAUGUUUUUUUUUGGGAAACCAGCGCCACCAGCUUUUGUUGAAUCUCAUUCAUCUUCCAUCGAACAACAAAGCGAGCGAGUUUACGCCAUUCGUAUUAUUUGUACCACUCAUGACAUUUCAGGCAGUGACAGUGUGCUGUGGUAUUGGUCUUUAUAUAUAAACGCUUCCACACGUUAACCACACACCGGAGUCGCCCUCACAAAGCUUUGUCAUCCUGAGCUGGGGUCAAAGGUCACGCCUCCAUACGACCCCCGCUCACUUUGUGAACGCAGACUAUAAAUACUAAGUGUAAGAGACUUGCAACAGUAAUAUAUUAUCUAUUCUCUUUUCAGUAUAGGUUUGGCUAAUCCUCCGUAUGAGCUGAUUGGACUGUAGUGUUUUUAUAUAACGUGGUUUUUCGUUUGACAAUGUGCUGCAGUGAGUUGUUCACUUUGGUUUCUUUUUUGGGGUUUUUUCUACUCCAGGCUGUAGUCGAGGUACACGAAAAAACUAUUAAACGCAAAUCAGAGAAGCAUUUCCUACCGGAUACUGCUUUUAAUCUAUUCUCGAGCCUUAAAAUCCCUAAAAAAAACAGGAUUAAAACAUCAUUUUAUGCUAGAUUUGCGCACUUCUUAAUAUUACAUUAUUUUAAAUGUUCCUAUCCAGAAGUGAUAGAUUUGUAAUGUAUUGUUUGGCAAUGAAGCAUUUGGGGUUUUCUUGAACCAUGAGACACAAUUGCCUCUUUUUAAAUGUCCUCUCAAACUGUUUCUAUUUAUAUAAUUUAAGAUAUAGUUUCUAUUUGUCCUUUUAUGAUAAUCUGGGCAAUUGUGAGAAGCAAGUCCUUCUAAAAAGCUUAAUUAUACAUAAAUAUAAGCACUUAAACUCAAAAACAGCUAAAUAACUACAGUAAAAUGUGUAGUUACUUCCUGUCUCACAUUGAAAAAUAGAGGCAGGGAAAUUGCUGUUAAAAGUUUGGCACGAUUUUAACCUGAAACGAAGGAUAUCUUUUGACCUUUAAGGCACCAAAUAGAAAAGUAGCUAAACCAAUCAGAGGCGUCCAACAUGAAUCCAGACACUGACAGCAUAUUUGGUCGGUGGGAUCGGGGCUUUUCCAGGUUUGUUUUAGUAAAGAAGUUAAUAUUUGUUGUUGUGUAUAUAAAUACAUGCUCGUUACAGAACGUCUCGCUGUCGAAGAACUCAAACUGGCUUAAAAACUGGACAUUUGAUGGACGUGUUGUUGAUGGUGGUUCUCCCUGAUUGUUUGGUCAAGUAUUUAUGGGUAUUAUUAUUCAAGCGUAAAAGCACAUGGGCCAAAUGUACCCAAGAUGUGAAGCAAGAGUCAUGGAUACAACUUCCUCUGCCCGAGCAAUGAAGCACUUAUUGGUCUCUUUAUAUCCUUCAAAUAUAAAGACUAAAAACCUUAAAACACUAGCUCUUUUUUUCUAUAAUUGGAAAUACCUGCCAACCAAAUCAGUCUAAACUUUGCCCGAGUUUUAAAUCAACCUCUCGUAUCUAUGGCGACUGGCUUGUGGGAAUACUCCAUUAUGUGUUGAAAAUGUGACAAAUGAAAUCAUGUUGAAUAGACUUUUUGGCGAAGCAGCCUGGAAAGUAAAAAAAAAAUCCAUUUGGGGUAAUAUAACAUAGACAAUGGAACAAAAUGAAACUGUAUUGCACACUAAAACCAACUGUAAGCAAGUAUGCAUGUAACUAUAGACAAUAAAUGGUGAACAAAA
Gymnodraco acuticeps is the source of this 5370-nucleotide messenger RNA. RefSeq names its product wiskott-Aldrich syndrome protein family member 3-like. Gene Ontology annotation, molecular function: actin binding; Arp2/3 complex binding; protein kinase A regulatory subunit binding. The transcript is spliced from 11 exons. NCBI's taxonomy places the organism in Eukaryota, Metazoa, Chordata, Actinopteri, Perciformes, Bathydraconidae. The coding region runs from base 262 to 1875 and encodes 537 amino acids. Gene Ontology annotation, biological process: actin cytoskeleton organization; positive regulation of Arp2/3 complex-mediated actin nucleation. The record is from RefSeq and is a predicted model, not a curated record. Gene Ontology annotation, cellular component: cytoskeleton.